This is a messenger RNA of Drosophila subobscura, 2173 nucleotides long. RefSeq lists its product as uncharacterized. The transcript is spliced from 6 exons. The record is from RefSeq and is a predicted model, not a curated record. Gene Ontology annotation, biological process: SCF-dependent proteasomal ubiquitin-dependent protein catabolic process. Gene Ontology annotation, cellular component: SCF ubiquitin ligase complex. NCBI's taxonomy places the organism in Eukaryota, Metazoa, Arthropoda, Insecta, Diptera, Drosophilidae. Gene Ontology annotation, molecular function: nucleic acid binding; protein binding. Bases 90 to 2033 code for a protein of 647 amino acids.
CACUAUUUCCCACCAAGGCGCUUUAAACGAAUCGCACUAACUUUUGUAUAAAAUUCGGAUUAAAAAGUGAAAAUAAGGAGAACAGCAAAAUGGCACACUUCGUGCACAACCCAUCGGAACAGAACUACUAUUUCAAGAACUCCAUUGCCUACACAGAAGACCACAUUCCAGUGCAGAAGCUCUACAUGUUCAAGAUCCCAAAGGAACUGAAUAAAGCUACGCUUUAUUUGCACUUCUCGAAUUUUGGGCGCGUUUUGCGCAUGCAAUUCGUGGGGAAUAAUGGCGGUAGACCGCCAAACCGCUUCCAUUUCAAGAGUGGCUGGGUUUUCUACGAGAAGACACUGGACGCUGCCAAAGCCUUGCACAGCCGUAUACACGAUGUGAACGGGUGUCGAUUCAAUGUGCAAGCCAGUGACAGCUGGCACCAGCCAGAUGCCUACGGAGCAGACGCCCAGGAUGCGGAAGCGGAGCAACUGGAUCCGACAAUUUUGAAUCUCAACGAUUACUGCUUGGAGAUGGUGAUGCUGUAUCUCCCGAUGCACGACCAGAUGGUCUUAACGCGUACAUGCCUACGCUUCCGUGCUGUCUACCAGCAGGCCACGGCCAGACUUCACAGAUCUAUUGACUUGCACGACUUUGCGAACCUCACUGUGUGGGACCUUCGCGAGUUUUUCAACCUAUCCGGAACGUAUGUUCAGCACAUAACCGGCGAGAUUCCGCCUCUCCGCCGCUCUCAGCGCUUGUGCGACUUUCUGUCGACCAAUUGCUUGAAUUUGAAAACCUUAACGCUGCACAACAGCCCGCUGACACCGCGAAACAUGUACAAGAUAUUCGCCAAGAUGACAAAGCUGGAGGCGUUGGAGCUGCCUCAGAAUAUGCUGACUGACGAGGGCAUCUCGGCCCUCAAGAACUGUCGCAGCCUGAAGACGCUCAAUAUUUCUGGCAACCAAAUUAUCGGAGCAUCCCUAGUCAAGCUAUCCCCAACCAUUGAAUCUCUGACGCUCUCCGGGUGCCCUCGCUUUCAGGGCCACUAUCUGUCCAACAUCUGCAAGGUGUUGACCAACCUAAAGACCCUUAACUUGAAGGGCAUUGACACAAUGACCUUUGACGUCUUUCAAACGAUGAUCAAGGAUAACUCGGGCGCUUCUUUGGAGGUACUGCGCAUAAGCGCCGGGCCAAGGGAGACGUACGAGUACGUGGCCCAGCUGCCAAACCUUAAGAGCUUGGCCAUCUAUAUCGACCUGCCUGGCCGCACAUUGCGCUCGGAGCUCUUCCAUCAGCUGGCCGAGCACAAGGCCGAGAAGCUGGAGCGCCUAGAGGUGUAUGGAGGCUCCGACUUGUCCCCGGACCUGUUUCUUCUAAUUGCCAAACUAAGAGGCCUGCGCAUUCUUAUCCUACCCGAAGUCCUGGCCAUGUCUGACACUGCCCUGACGACGUUUUCAAGCCUCAAAAUGCUGGAGCAGAUCAACCUAAAGUGCAGCAAGCUGCACGACUCAUCGGUCUUUUUUCUCUUCGACGCUUGCCCCAAGCUGCACAUCCUCGGCCUGGAAAAUUGCGAAGACAUUACCGAGAAGCUGGUGCAUGGAAUCUUCAAGAAGGUGCGCGCGGACAUUGACAACAAGGAGAAUCAACGCAGAUUGCCAGUUCAGCUCUGUGUCUCGGGCACACUAGUCUGUGUCUCGGGCAUACAAGUCAAGCAUCCUCCCGAUGUCAAGCCCAAAGAUAUCCUCGAGGUGAAGUACCAUUACGAUUGUCUCGAUGAUGCCAUGGACUUUCCCAGCGUGUUUCAAGGCCAUGACUUUGGGCAGUAUGACUUUGGGCAGUAUGACUUUGGGCAGUACGAUCUGUACGAGCUGGACGAUCUGGACGAUCUGGUCGAUCUGGAUGAUCUGGACGAUGAUUUAGACAGCGAUGCCGAGUCGGACUAUUACGGCGAUGACAUGUUCAAUGAAUUCGAAUUCAUAAGCGGUGACGACUCUGACUAUGAGAUUGGCGACCACCCACCCGGAUGGUACUUCAUGUCCUUGGACUGAUCUGCCACAUCGCUGCAUUGAUUUUGAUUAAUUUAAACACACAUUUAGAUUCAGGAAUUUCCCCACUGUUGAGUUCCAAAAUGGACUACUUAUUAUGGACGAAUAAAGAAGCUCGAAUGGACAAUCGUAGUAUUGUAUUU